Messenger RNA from Bombus pyrosoma, 8935 nucleotides. RefSeq names its product CTTNBP2 N-terminal-like protein. The record is from RefSeq and is a predicted model, not a curated record. The transcript is spliced from 7 exons. Gene Ontology annotation, cellular component: extracellular region. NCBI's taxonomy places the organism in Eukaryota, Metazoa, Arthropoda, Insecta, Hymenoptera, Apidae. The coding region runs from base 1058 to 5983 and encodes 1641 amino acids. Gene Ontology annotation, molecular function: chitin binding.
AAGAUGUAGGAGCAACUCAACAGAAGCUACACAGCCAUACACGUUAUACGUAUACGCUUGAUGUGAUACCAUACAUCUACAAGUACUACAUAUCUACUUACACGCAAACGUGAGAGUUAGAAUUUGUGCAAGGUGUAAAUGUAUCUGAGGAACGAAGAAAAGAGAAAGCAUUACAGAUAACAUCGGGUCACAUAGGAAGAAGAUGACCAAGGAGCGCGCGAGGGUUACAGGAAAUGCGAGCAGAAGGAGAUAGAAAGAGGAAGCCGGAGGGGGACCUAGAGAGAAGGUGAGAGUGGGUGUGAGGUUGUUCUCUUCUGGUAAGGAUGGUAAAAGGUAAGCAGCGCGUAUAGCGCGUGCGCUCGCCGGCUAGGUUGUCCGAUACACCUAGUACACGCACACAUACACAUACUGACACAUAUAUACGUAUGGGGUCGUCUAUGCAAGGGAGCUAGGAGACGAAGAGAGCGCGAGAGGUUAACAUCAGAGGGAGGAUCGCAAACUCGAACGAGGAAGCGAGGAAGCGAGAAAGCGAGGAAGUGAGCGGGGCGAGCGUAAGCGAGAUGGGAUAACAGCUGGAAACGUGAAUGGAAAGAGUGGAAUAGAGAUAGCGAGCCGUGACAGUCGAUGGACAAAGAAGCGAGGAUUCGCGAGAUCCUUGCGCGGUAUGAGGUUUGCAUGCCUAGCGGACGGCUCCUCAGUAUCGUCCUACGUUUCGUUCGCGACGCGCACCCUUCAACUUGGUCCUGGUCCGCGCGUCAUCCAACUUGUUUGAUGUACACCGAUUGCUCUGAAGUACCGGUGGUACUAUUGUUGCUCGUACGACUCUGUUCUUCGUUGUUGGCGGACAUCGCCGUAUUUUUUAUUUUCUAUUUUUCAUAUUUCGAUCAGUGAUACGAUUCUAAAAGCGGGAGCGAAAGUAUCAAACAUUUUGUCCCGUGUCACCGGGUGAUGUGUGCCGUUUAUCGUAUCCUCGAGCCGUUUCCGUAGGAAUACGAGCAAAGUGAUUCGCAAGGGUGACAGAAGAGAGAUAUUGGAUGUUACGCACGUACAUACAAUCAUGAACAAGAAUUUAUCGAGAAUGGCAUAUCUCGAAGUAAUCAUAUUUUUAUGUUCAAUGGUCACUUUCAUGGUCAGCAACUGCGAAGCAGAGUCAGAAACUAGUAACAAAAAAGCAAAUCUGCCAGAACUUUCGUCAGAGUUGGAUUUAUCCAGUAUAGAAGCAUCCAUAGAGAACGAGGAAUCGUUGAAAAAAAUAGUGAAAAGGCUGGCAUCUGAGAAGAAUGGCGAGUACCAAAUUUAUCAAGUCUUCUUCGGCAAUGUGGAUCUUCUCAAGGAAUGGCUCAAAGGAGCGGGGGUGACAGGACAGCCAGGAGUGGAUUUUCCAGCUCUCACGACAAUUCCAGCCACUUCAUUCAGCUGUCGCGGUCUGAAAGGUGGUUACUACGCUGACUUGGAGACGAAUUGUCAAGUAUUCCAUAUCUGCGACAACGGGCGAAAAAUCUCAUUUCUUUGUCCGAACGGCACCAUCUUUCAACAAUCGCAGCUAAUUUGCGAUUGGUGGUUCAAGGUGGACUGUAGCAAAUCCGCGGAACUGUACGAGCAAAGUAGCGAGCAGUUAUUUGAAGAAGAACGAAGACGGGCCGAGUCUCGAAAAUCGAAAUUGGACUAUCCACAGUCGAUCGAAUCAGGCGCGCAACAAGACUAUUACGAUGUUCAGAAUCUCAGUUACGAUGGUAAGCAGAACGGAAGGAUUAAACCGUACGAAGAGCCUCCGCAAGAAAAUCAGGUCCAACCAAACAGAGAAAGGAUCAAGUCCUCUCGACACUUUGACUCUGGCAACAAUUUCAGUCAAGAAUCAAACUCACAAAGAGACGGUAACCAGCUGUUUGGUGGCAAUGGAUUUCACUCGAACAAUCAACCUUCCAACUUGAAACAGCAAUUCAAUCAAUUUACAAGAAACACCGACGAAGGGAACGUGAAUAGAUAUUCGACGACCAGUCAAGAUCAUUAUAGCACCCCGAAAAAGGCUCAAAAUUACUACGUUACGAACAGAAACUCGAAUAGUCAACGUGAUGACAAAGGAGCUCUGAAAAGAUUGAAGUUUAAAGGUCUGAAUAGGACUAACUCUACUUCUUCGCAAAGGGCCACGCCAGCUUAUACAGAGUCAACUACAUUCAGAGGAAGUAAUACAAGCCCCGUGAAAGAGUCUCAGCAAUUUGCAGAAAGCGCAGCAUUCGUUGGCAAUCGUGGGAAUCGGUUCAACGAAAACACUGGAAAUACGCACCAGUAUUACUAUCAAUUGUACAUUAAUCGUGAUUCUACUACGAGAAAUUCUAUUUAUGAUUCGACCACGUGGAGACGGGAUAAUGAAAACGACGUAUCCACACAAAGGAACGAUUAUCCGUCGUUUACAGACACGACGUCUACUUAUUAUGAGACAACGACGCAGUAUUCGACGGUCACUGCUACUCCUCCGUGUAACGACGAGAUUACCACCGAAAGUAGUCUUCUAACGAAUCCAUCUACUUAUUCUGAUACUCAACCGAUCACCGAAUCGCUUCUGUUUGCUAAUAGCAACUACGAGUAUCGUGGAAACGCGAAGACUAUAGGAACUAACGUUCGAAGCAGCUUCGUUGACAAGAAUUAUUACGAUGGUAACGAUAAUAGGGAUAAUAAUAGAGCAACUAUCGGGAACACAGGAACAGUUCCUCCUACGACUCGUUCCUACGUGACCACAGAUGUCUAUCGUCAAAACACUAUAACACCGAGUUCUUCGCAGCAGAGAUAUACUACAAGCUACUUUUCUCCCACACCAACUGCAUCUUUUCGUAGCAGCAGUUUUGGACGCAGCACAGAGAGACCAGCGGCUCGAACCACGAUCGAUAGCCAGUCUAAUAGGUUAAACAACGAUUCUAUACCGACCAACAAGAACCCCUCCACGGUAUCUCCAGGCUAUCGACAAAAUUUGAUCAGCACAACCACAGAGAAACCUUUUAGAAGCACUCUGGCUUAUCAACAGAACACCGUGACCGAGAAGGAUCUGAGUCCUUACGAUAGAAGUUUCACGUACAAACAAGGUAAAGUGAUGUCUACACUAGGUCCUUAUAUUCCGUUUACAAGAAACUACGCGUACAGUUCUAGCAGUACCACUUCAAAACCAACUCCAUAUACUCCCACGGUGCCCACUUAUACGACGACUUAUACCUCUCCGAGAACUCUGAUACCAAAACUGAAAUAUCCUACACCGACGUCGUCGAGUAAGAUUAGGUCGAAUGCAGCGCGAUUUUCCGAAAGAGAGCACGCGUUGAGUAUGCUACACUCUUUGAAGAAUCUCGAGCACAGUGUACCUAGUUUGUCGGAGACGUUGAAAGAAAACGAGAGGGCGUCGAACGUUUCCGUCCCUCCAGCUCCUUCGACGUUACACUCUCUGGCUCUCUAUUUCUCUACAGUCACAGAGAAUUUUGAUUCGAACGAAACUACGGAUUCCUCUAUAAAUAUAGAGUCUGCAGAGGAUGUGGAGGAAUCGACACUUUCGAAGAAGAGUAAUGGAACGGUCCAAGUGCCGACUAGUCUUCUAACCAGGCACACUAUCGAUUCGUACACGGAAUUAUUUAAAUUGAACGAAGAGGUGGAGACGAAUAAUGUGACUACGGAAGAUCGUCUGGACAAUUCUAACGGUUACAGAGAGGAUUAUAACGAUGAUUUAGAGCUCCAACAAAGCGGAGGGUCCUUGGAUGAUCUUCGAAAGACUAACAGUACUAGACUUCGAGAGCUGGCUCAAGUGUUCACACACGCUCUGUCCGCCUAUUUAUUGGAUCCAGAAUCGUUUAAGAAGGUACUAACGGAGAUCAGACCGACCGAGCCAUCCAAAACUACGGAAGAAAAUGAUUUAUGGAGCACUACUACUCCCUAUCUGAUCGAAGAUAACACUUCCCCGACCAGAGAAAGAGACGAAGUUCUGGACUUCUCCGACGAUGGUAACGAUGUAAGACAGAAAUUAACUACCAUUUAUCCUACCACCUUUGAACCACCAACCACUACGACCCAAGAGAGCGUUUACGAUACUUUUAGCACAUCAGCAAGCACUUACUACACUACUCCCAAAGUAUUUUCUCAAGACGGGUUUGAGUAUAGUACCAACUUGAUAUCGUUGAGUCCUGUGACUAGCACGUAUUUCGAAACUUCCGUUCCCCCAACAGAGAGCACGUACACUUUAGAGCCAAACAGUACACCGUAUGAUUCGAGCGGAUUCUACAAUCAGAAUAACGAGGUGGACAAAGGAAAUGCCGAAUCAGCGGUGACAAGUGGCUACGUUUCGUCCGAUGACACUGGGAAUCAAAAUCGCGUUGGGGGUUUCCAGAAUAAUAGCGUCACGGCUGUCACGGAAUCACUCGACAAAUUAUUCGCUAGCACUCCCAUAAGCGAUAAUUACGUCGUUUCACCGACACCUCCCUCUCCAUCUGUGUUCGUGCACAUGGUUACCUACAAUUGGAACAAAAAGUCGACUAGUAAGAAACCUGAGCAACAAUUGAAUCCUCCGUUUUUCGACGAACAUCCAGAGACGAUUCGAAAGGAUAAUGAUAAAACUCUCGGGUCGUUGAGGCAUGAAAGUUAUUCUAGCACACCUAUGUCCACGCAUAGCGAAAUUCGAUCGACUACUUUUGAUUCAACCACGAGUUACGAAACCUCUACAAAUCAGCCUCAUAAAAUUCCCCGUCACAAGUCGUUAUUAGCCGAACCGAAACCAAUUGGAAUUUCCCUGCCUACGUUACGAAGCAGUUACAUGAAGUUUAGAAAUCUUUACAAUCGCGUGGACGAGCAUAAUAUCGAGACAACAGAGAAACCUAUAACAACCACAGCUGUUGUUACUGAACUAACAACCUCCACUACAAAUAGCAUAGACACUACGCCUUGCGCAAAUGACGAUUCGAACGAUUCUUUCGAGUCCAUAGAUCAAAGGGAAGAUUCAAAGAUAUUAGACAGUGACCACUGGACUUCGUCUCCAGCUGUUACUCAUUUAUGGGAAACUUCGGUGUUCGUCGACCCUCAGAGAAUUAAUCACGAUUUAGAGUCAGACCUUGGCUCCACUGUUACAACAGGAACGUUUAGCGUCACUGAUAGUCGAGAAAGAGUAGAUUAUGAAAACACGCCUUCUCUGGGUGAAGAUAUAUCGAGUAGUUCAGACGAGUCAUUCAUUAGCGAAGAAGAUGUCCUGUUUUCAUCGCAGAGAUUGUCCAGGGAUAAAGAUUCACCUACGACAUUUUCUCUGCUUCCAACAUCGUUUACUUCGUUAACAGCUGAAAACACCGCAACACCGAAGCCAAUGAUAACCACACGCAGCAGUAUCACAACGACCAUAACGUCUUCUAUCACGUCGACGAAGUCUUUGCCUCAUGACACCCUGGUGACUUCUUUAUUGCCUUAUACAGUUGCGACGACUAAGUUAAAUGGAACAGAGAACGAAAUUGCUGAGAAACUGUUCGGUAAAUUAAACGAUUCGAGUACUAACACGUUGAUGAGGGUGAUGAAACAGGCGGAUAACAACGAGACUGUUCGACAACUUGUUCUACUUUUAAUACGACACUGCAGCGAUCCAGCGAAUAAAACGUUGCAACGUGAAAGGGAAGAAUUGCUAAACGCGUUGCUUAGAUUGCCCGUGAACGAAUUUUCAUCGGAGGAAUCGAAGAACGCGGUGGCCGGAAUUAAUCAGCUUAGUCUGCCUGCUGUUAGGUCGAUUAAUUACGCAAAAAGUGCCUCGACCGCUCCAUUAGUCACGGAUCCACCGGUGACCACAUUUAGGAGUAGAAAGAGCCGCAAGUUUCGAACAACUACGGAAAAUUCGGCGAACAUCGUGAGACGAUCGGAGAAGACCGCGACGUUGGAUGAAAAUAAUUCUUUGCAGGAGAACGAGACUGUUGCGUCGGAUAACAGGGCGCUGGAACUUCUCAGAUCGUUGUACACGAUAGCUACCAAAUGGGGGUGAAAAUUCAAGAGCUGAGAUUUAAGUUGCAAGGAUCGUUUAGCGUUGACAGGCUCUGAAGAUUAGAAAUCCCUUCCGAAACGUGUCUUUUUGAGAAAACAGAAACUACUUUUUCGUAUUACUAUAGUUUGUAUUGAAUGAAUCGAUGAAGUUCAGAUGAAGAACGAUAUGCUAGAGAAUUAUUGAUUGAUUUUAUAGACAGACUAUCAUAAUUCGAUCAAUUAACUUGUAUUAUCUAAUCGUAUAACAAAUCAAUUUUCUUUCUUUGCUAGUGUAAUGUUAUAUGUCGAAUAACUUUUGUUCAGAGAAUUUUUCAAAUUGAUUAGAAAAUUAAAUUGCAUUGAUACGAGAGUGGAAGGUGUCUAUGGGUGAUGGGAAUGCAACACGUACGUAGUUAAUACGACGGAAAUAUCUUUCCUUUCAAUUUUCUAUACGCACGAAACUCUUUACUGUUAAAAAGUUAAGCUUUGUUCAGAUUGGUCAAAUUACAUGAAUUCGAGCAAUUUAAAUUCGUGUAACUUGUUAGCUCUUUACUAGCGUGUAAUUUACUCGAGUUGAAAUAUCCUUAUAAUUUUCUAUGCUUAUCCUCGUCAGCCGACUCGAUUUGAAAUAAUCUGAAGUAUCUAUAUGCUACACGAAUAUAAAAUUCUGAUUAAUCGUUUCCACGGUACUUUAAAUAAAAUCGACUUUAGAUUAUACCUCGGAUUAAAACUUUCGCAUGAAACCAACAAGUAUCUUAAUAUGUAUCAACAAGAUUGUAAUUACUUCCUUUUUAUUCUUAUUUUAUAAUAAAAAUAUCCUACCUAGUGUUAGGUGUUCCCUUGAAAUUAGAUUACUCGAGUUCAAGCGGCUUGAAUUCACGUAACUUGACUAAUGUGAAUGAAGCUUUACGGUGUUAGUGAUCGACGAAACGACUCCCGAUUAAUUUCAUUUGAAUCACGCGUCGCGGGCGAACGAGUCCGCGGGAAUAAUGAAAUUCUUUGGAACUCAUUCGUUAGGUUGUAAAUUAAAAUACAUAUAUACAAUUGCACCUGAUCGUUAACAGUAUUACAUCGCGUACAAGUACACUGUAUUAUAAUCGUUGUACACCCUACGUUGAAUAAAUAAGAAUUUCGAUGUUCUAUAAUAGAUUUAACGAUUUACCUUUAUGAGAAAUACGAACUAUACAUCUAUAUCUGUGCUGAAAUGGUUUCAAUGGUUUGCGAAAUUUUAAAUCAUUAAGGACCAACAUUGCGUCAACGUACUUUCAAUUAUUCUAACGAAUUUAUAUCACAGAAUUCUAUUUUUUAACACAGCAAUUACGAAAGAACAUUCCAAAGACUUGCAAAAUAUUUUCUUUGUAUAGUAUUUCUUCUUCUAUCUAGAUCCUACAUUUUGAUAAAGUUUGAAGAAGUUGAAAUAUUACAUGAUAAUACUAGGAGUUAUCUCCUUUCUAAGUCAUGAAGACUGAUUUCAUCUCUCUAAUUUACACAAUGGACUUUUGUCAAGUAUUUGCACACCUGGCUCAUAGAAAAUUUUUGUGAAUAUAUUAUGUGUUAUAACAAACUUUAUCUUUUAUUAGCAUUAUAAUAAGACACGAUUAUCAUAAUUAUAAUAGUAAAAUAUAUCUUCAAAUGUAUAUAAAAGUUACAGGAUUUUUAUUGCAAAUACGUGUUUACUAAAAAAAUUAGCAUACAGUAUGAUUAGUUGCCUAAAACAUAUAAUUAGUACUAAAAAUAUUUGCUACAAAUAUCUUGUAACUUGUAUGCAAAUUUUCAGACUUGUUUCAAACUUCAUCAAUGUGAUCAGGAUAGCUGUAUCACAUCGCCUAUACUUCAUAUACGACUUUUCACAUAACGCACAUGAUACAUUCAGAAAAAGUUUUUAUAAAUAUUCAAACAUCUUCACACGCCAUUGUACCUUGAUAAAACAAUCUUUAUUUAUGCUUUGUAAUAAUCCUACAUUUCGCUUGGUCCUUAAUGUAUUAAUCACUUGGAGGAAAAUGUGGAAACUUAUAUCGUAAACUUAGAUUACAUGGAAUCGCUUUGAAUCUUGGUGCUGGUGUAUUUCUUUGCAUCUGGAUAUCUUAAAGAGUAACGACCUUAAAGAUACGAGGCCCUUGUUAGACGUAUUUAACCGUUCACAGUAUUCGUCCAAAAUAUUUUUAUUUCGUUCAGAAAACAUUUUUUGUUUCUUUACAUUUUUUACAAAAAACAUAUAAUUAAUACAUCUUACGUUUAUCUGCCAUCAACGGUUUCUACUUUAUUCCAAGAUCGCCUACACUCGGUUUUAAUAACUAUACUUCGCUUUGAAGAGUAUUCAAAUCGACGCUUAUCACAUAAUUACCGGCCAAUAAUCCGAGCUGGUCUGGUAGAUAUUAUCGACAUUGUGUAAAAUAACAUUUGUACAGAAUGUGAAUAAAUAAAAGAGGGUUUUGUUAAUGUUUACCCCCUAUCGUUCUUUCCUUCUCGAUGACACACAUUGGAUAUGCUAGAAAUUUAGCGGUUCGGACACUUAAUUAAAGUUCAUCUUUGAGGCUUGAAAAUAUAAUUGAUAAAUUUCUCUACCAGACAGAGGUAUGAUUCAAGGUAAGCAAUAUUUGAAUUAUUUUCAAUAAUUUAAUAUUACGAUAUUGAUUUAAGUUAUCCGUAAAAUUAGCUUCAAAAUCAAGUUCAAAGACGAUUUUGAUAACAUGAGAUUAAUUUACGACUUUAAAACUGUUUGCUUAAGAAAUGGGAAACGUAACUUAGCUCGUGUUCUUGCCCUGCAGUCUUUAAAUACCAACUUUUCUAUUAAAAAGUUUCGAUAUUUUGUAGACUAUUUAGUUACUAAAUUUCGUUUACGAAUCAUUAUACAUUAAUUUAUUAACCCUGCUGCGGCCCUUUAAUUUUCCACCUAUGAAUCUCGCUGUACUUUCAAUCCGAAAAGAGGAAUUUUAAUGUUUUGAAGAAAUCUUUAAUGUAAGUGCAAAUGUUA